Phalacrocorax carbo (great cormorant) is the source of this 4812-nucleotide messenger RNA. The record is from RefSeq and is a predicted model, not a curated record. NCBI's taxonomy places the organism in Eukaryota, Metazoa, Chordata, Aves, Suliformes, Phalacrocoracidae.
UCGCUCUGCUGAGGAGAGCCCGGCUGCAGCGCUCGGGCGGGAGGCGGCGGGGGGCUCGCUGCACCCCUUCCCCUCCUCCAUCGUGUCCCGCGGCCGCCGGAGCGGCCUGAGGGACGGGCGGGACGCACGGGCCCUGCCCCCCUGAGGCGGCCGAGGGGCCCGGUGGGGCGGUGGGGGGCGGCCGCUGCCCCACUGCAGCGGCGCGGCCGGGGGGCCCUAGCGGGUUUUUCAGAGGGGUCUGAAAGCGGGCGGUGGAAGGCAGCCGUGUGCAGUACGCAGUGCGCAUUCGCGGCUUUUGAGCGUGUACCUCCAGAAACCACCGUGCUGCAGAAAUCUUCUCUGAGAUGCAUCCAGUCCUAAAGGCCUUCGUGUGUGGCUCCAUCAGUGGGACUUGCUCCACACUCCUCUUCCAACCCCUUGACCUGCUGAAAACCCGCCUGCAAACUCUGCAGCCUGCUGUGAAUGGGUCCAGUCGUGCUGGGAUGGUAACGCUGCUCUUCAGGGUUGUUCGUACUGAGAGUCUUCUGGGGCUCUGGAAAGGUGUCUCUCCAUCCUUUGCAAGAUGCAUUCCUGGGGUUGGGAUUUACUUCAGCACUUUGUACAUGAUGAAGCAAAAGUUUCUGGUAGACCGUUCACCCACAGCCCUGGAGUCUGUCUUUCUGGGUGCCACCGCACGUGCAGUAUCUGGGAUUUGUAUGUUGCCAGUGACUGUAGUGAAGACCCGAUAUGAGAGUGGAAGAUUUGGCUAUGGGAGUGUAUAUGGAGCUCUGAAGAAUAUCUAUCAGACAGAAGGGGCUCGUGGCAUGUUCAGCGGGCUCACUGCAACGCUGCUGCGGGAUGCGCCCUUCUCUGGCAUCUACCUGAUGUUCUACACGCAGACCAAAAACUUCACACCUCAGGACCAGCUGGAUCCAGUGCUCAUGCCCUUGCUCAAUUUUGGCUGUGGGAUCUUUGCGGGAAUCUUGGCCUCACUGGCAACACAGCCUGCUGAUGUCAUCAAAACACACAUGCAGCUGUCCCCGCAAAAGUACCGCCGGACAAGCCAGGCCAUUGCCUUCAUCUACAAGGACUUUGGGUUGGUUGGCUUUUUCCGAGGUGGUGUGCCCCGUGCCCUCAGGCGGACUCUGAUGGCAGCGAUGGCAUGGACAGUGUAUGAACAGAUGAUGGAAAAAAUGGGCUUGAAAUCUUGACUGACUUGCACAAGAAAUGAUCAGCUUUGCUCCUUCUCUUGCUUGCUGUGAUCGACUGGCACUAGGAAGUUCCCAGUUCCACAGAGGAAUAAGCCUUGCUCAGCCAGGACGAAGAAAGCCCUUCUGAGACAGAAGAUUAGGCCUCUUGGCAAGUAGAAGAAAGAAGGCUCGGAACUUUGGGUCAUUUGAUCAAUGCAUUUCAGAAGGACUGCGCUUGCAGACUGCCAGUGGGAAACGGCAGGGUUUCCACAGCCUGGUAACUAUGCUGAGAGAAAACCCCUUUUAAAAACAGCUUUAUGCUCGCCACCUUUAUGCAAUGAGAUGUUGCUGAGCAAAAGUGUUAGAGGAGAAAACAGUGACUGCAGAACCUGCCAGCCUUGCUGGUAAGGCCACAAUGACCCAACAUCUGAUGUAGAUCCUCCUUCAACAUAUGGUUUGUCCUCACGGGAAUGCUGCAGACCACGGUGGGGUGCUGGAUGUGUCUCUUAAUGCUUAUAUCGCAGGAGUGGGUGGAAGAGAAGUGAAGCACUGAAGGAAAGCUAGGAACAUGUCUCUGUCAUCACUUUUGUACUGUGCACAAUAGCAGAGACGGUAGCUGGAACCCCCUUGCUGUAUCAUCUGUUAUAUGUAAUUGAGCAUAUUAACCCUCUCGAAAUGUGCUUCUGCCUCCAUGGCAGUGUUUGCACAGGAAAUAAGAAGCAUAAGGCACUUUAGUGUUGUUCACUACCAAAGUUCUACUUGUUCUCUGAAAAACGUUUUUUCCUGCUGAUCUGACUAUCGGGAACACUCAAGUAUUGUUUUUAUCCAGUUGUACUAGAGACUAUUUGCUUCCUGUUGUUAAUUUGUUAAUCCUGGAUCAACGCCCUCUAAGCUGGUCCUUAGAUUUAGCUUUUAGGGUCAUAGCUCAUAAUGCAUAAAUGUAUAAUGAAAGCAGAUAUAGAUGCUGACACUUGAUAUUUCCCUUAAAAGCUGCUGCUGUUUGCACAUGGAGUAUCUUUGGGUUUGCUCUUUUCUGUAAGCUUUCUCUGAAGUUUGAGACCUAUGAGUAUUUGGUAGGGAACUUUAAUUCUCUGGCUCCACACAGACCCUUCACAGUUCCCCAGCUGAUGAUUGUUUUCUCUUAGCAAGUAGUCCAUGUUUCAGUAUUUCUGAGUUUAGACUUAGAGAUAAAUACACUUUUGUCAUCCACUGUGCCUUCUUCCUCAUUCCUGCUUUGUUAGAAAGACCUCAUAGUGUGUGCUGUCCGAACUUGGGUACAGCCUGCUCCUGUCUUCACUUGUGCCUCUGUGCUGGCUGGCUGGGAUGGGACUCCUGCAGCUCUGUUGGCGUGCCGCAAAGAUGGGCAUCGAAGUGUGCAUCCUGUUCUGUAGUGUGCCUUGCAGAAAACAUAGCUUUGGCUUUUAUUUUCUUAAAUAUCUAGGGAUAUUAAAAUUCACUUUAGAAACAUAGCAGAUGUCUCUAAAUAUGAAGACAUGACACUGUAGCGGUACAAAAAACCGGUACUGCCUACCUGUUGUUCGUAAAAUUUAGAGCAUAGUUUGCACAAUCACUGCCUACCCUGUCAAGCUCCAGAGCACAAGGGUAGAGGGAAUGUGGGUUGUAAAAGAUAUUCUUUGCCAGAUUCUAGCUCAAGAAGGUUUGAUGACUGACGUGAAAGUUAAGUCUGCAUAAAGUGUAAGGGGACAGGCUGGAGGCUUGUUUUUAGCCUCAGCUCAUCUGCAAGGAGAGACUGCUGCUACACAGCGCCAGAAUCUCCAAGAACGGUGGUGGAGGGUCCCAUGUGCAUGAGUCUAUAUGUUAAUAAAUAGACCACUGCAUCAAAUCAUUCCAUGUUGUGACUGACAAGCUGUCAGAUUCCCUCCGCUGCUGCUCACUGUCAGGCAUGUGGGCACGUCAUUGGCCAAAUCCUAAAUAUGAAGAACUGUUCCUUUCUUUUGCUGUCCCUCCUACCCUUAGUGACCUGAACUCGUGAGGAGGCAUGGAACAGCAGUAACUGCACAUCCUGCUGUUUGUUAUCCUGAGCACUGCUGGCACAGAGAGCUGGAGAACAAAGUCUAGGAUUGCUGACCUGGUGGAAUAAGGUGGCAAUCACAUGAGUUACCUCUUAUGUCUUUUACUUCCCGAUGCAUGGGAUCAAAGCAACAUAUUACACUGGAAGCCUGAAUUUUUUGGGGCUUUCUUAAUCUGGUGUGUGAGGUGGACCUACUCUUUGUCCUGGGCUGCGGCAGUCAAGAGCUGUCUGUGGCACUGUCUGCAAGAUGCUUCAUGAAUAUUUUUAGUUCCUGAUUUAGCAAUGGCAAAGCAGUGUGCAACUUGUGCAGACAGAAACUUAGGCUCUUAAAAAUGAGGCAAGCAAGCAAAGAAUGCCAGGUGAUAAAUCUUGAAUUAAGUAACAUCCUCAUCAGAAACUUGAAAUGCAGGAACACUUUGGUGGCUUUUAUGCCCUGUACUCCUGUCUGGUCACAUAACAAAGGAAGAACUAAAGAAUUUAUUCUGAUGUUAGAGAUAGUUAAAGUUUACAGGGUUUUUUCUUUUUGUUUGUUUGUUUUAAAUCUGGAUUCAGGCCUAAAGCAGUGUUAGCUUUUCCUUUGGGAAAGUUCUUCCAUUCCCCUCACUUUGCAGAGAAUGAGGAGGCUCUUUGUUGCAGUAGUAUGCUUUUUACUUGAAUUUACAUGAAUUAGCCUUGGCUCCUUUGAGUUUAGGAAAUAGGGAGUCUAAACUGCAUCAUCAACCCUUGGUGCUGCAAAUCCAAAAACUUCUCUACACAUGAGCUGGGGAGAGUGAGUUUUGUGGUGCAUGUUUGUUUUUUGUUUUUCUUUAUUAUUUCUUAUGUCAGGUCUCUCAUAUAUGGGAAAGCCUGAAGUUCUGUUUCAGUGUCUGCUGAAAGCUGUAUCACAAUGGCAGGCACAAGUCUGUUUCUCAUCUCUGAUCCUUACCAUCCUUCACCCUUUUCCCCUCUUCAAAAACAUUGUUUCUAAACUGAUUUAUUGAUGUUACUUCUUGAUAGCUAUAGAAAGUCAAGAAAAGAAAGUGUGUGGACUUGAAGCUUAGAUGUAUUGCCCUCGAGGCUGCGUGCUUCUGAUUAACAACAAAUGGUCACUGUACAACCUAAAUGCAAAGUAAAUAAAAGAUCCGGACACAGGUGCCUGAUCAUGUACCUGCAUCACACCAGCAGUUCAACACUAACAAUCCUAAUAGAUAAUAAUUUCCAAAGCCAUCUUGGCUUGGAUCCCAGAGAACGUGAUGAUCCCUUCUACAUAUGGCAUGAUCGCAGUUGGAUUCCUCUCGGAAUGACCUCUGUUGCUGGCAAUACACUCUUAGUGAACGUGCCUGGAUCUGCUUGCCCCUCCAGCUGUGUGUAAGAGCACAACUUGUUAACGUGUUGGGGCAGUAAGUAUUUAAGUGUAAGGACAGGAGAGAAAUAGUCUGGUUUAUGUUUUAGAAAUUUCACAUUUCCGUUCUUCCUGUGCCAAUGAUUUUUUUUUUUUUGUUGCACUGUUUAAACAGAACUGGAGCUUUGGAACAUUGCAUAGGUUUGAGUAUUGUGAGUGGUUUUGUGUCUAUAUAAAAUAUUUAUGUGAGAAGGUAUAUGUUUCUAUUAAAAACUGGUUGCCAAAAUGAA